This is a messenger RNA of Gigantopelta aegis, 2061 nucleotides long. RefSeq lists its product as uncharacterized. Gene Ontology annotation, molecular function: DNA-binding transcription factor activity, RNA polymerase II-specific; RNA polymerase II cis-regulatory region sequence-specific DNA binding; protein dimerization activity. The record is from RefSeq and is a predicted model, not a curated record. The transcript is spliced from 5 exons. Gene Ontology annotation, biological process: spermatogenesis; regulation of DNA-templated transcription. Gene Ontology annotation, cellular component: nucleus. Bases 133 to 1611 code for a protein of 492 amino acids. Lineage: Eukaryota; Metazoa; Mollusca; Gastropoda; Neomphalida; Peltospiridae.
CAGACGCAAAUUGUUGAAAGUGCAUUUAUUUAUUGUGUGUGAUCCUUUGCCAUUAAUAAUAUGAGUAUGAUAUAAAACUGUGCAUUUGCGUAAGGUUUCGUAGUAAUACAACAAGCAAGUUAAGUGCAGAGAAUGAACGAUUCAGAAGAAUGCUGUUCUGACCUACAAACUUCAGUGAGUUUUCCGAAACAUUUUCUUACAACUUUUUCCAGCGACAGUAGUGCAUCAGGGAAAUAUGUCGAAAUUGAUCUAGAUGUUACUGACGACAGCAUACCGAUUUCGCUUGGUAAGAAAGUGAAACAGAUAGAAUUUAUAUCUUGUAAUAAAGAGGACAGUUUGUUAAAAUCUCAUGGAACUGGACGAAAAAGAAACUUUAUUGACCUAUCAGGGGAGGAUACUCUGGAAGACGGGGAAUCUGACGUUGAACAUGUCGAAUGUACGAUGCCGAAGACCAGACGUUUGAGUGAUUCCAUUGAUAAUUUCACAGCUGCUGAUUCGGGAUUUCCCAUUUUCCCUAUAGAUAAUUGUCUGAAAAGUGUCCAGACACCAUACUGUAUUGUAUUCCCUUCAAUCAGUUUGUCGACCUGUUCGGAAUCGACCAGAGAUGGGGAGAGGCAGAUGGUGUUUUCCAACAUCCAGAACCUGUCUCAAGAAGAAUGUGUUAAUGAAUUGAGAUCAACUUUUCACAUAUCAAAUAACCCAGCAUCUACAGCAAGGUUUACAAAUGAUGUUUUAGACAUCAGCAAUAAAUAUGAAUACAUUGAUGCGGAGAAUAUUAGAAAUGACAGUGAGAAUUCCAAUGGAUCAGAAAGACAUUCUGUUUCGGACUUUAUUCCAUCUCACACAGAAUCGUAUAGUCCGCUUGAACGUUUGCCAGUUGAUGAUAGCCCAGACUUGAAAGCCUCUGUUGGGUCAUCACAAGAACGAGCCAGUCCAGUAGUGGAUAUUAAUGCAGUGAACACCAGCAGCUCCCUGUCUACAGUGAACACAGAUACACUGAUGACUGUCUCCUCAGAGACUGGGUCUCAGCAAAGAGAAACAUCUACUACUCUGUCAGGUGGAAUUGUUGGUACACAGGUCAUUUAUAACCCUCAUCCUAGAACAGGCCAGCUGGUGUUUGCGGAAAACUUAAGUUUUCAAUCUUCUAGUCUUCUACAACCAAAAUACUCUUUGCUGUCAAACUCUCAAAAUAGAAUGUCAUUUACUCCCUCGAUGAUGGUGAAGCCACAGCUGGUCAGUGUAAACAGUAGUGGUGAAGACACCAGUGGUGAAAUAAGCAGCAAAACGCCACCAGCAGCACACACCAAUGCUCAGGAAGAAGGCCUGCUACCUCAUUGUCUGAUUAGUUCUCCCAAACAAAGAUCAAGCAGUGCAGAAUCAAGCUAUGAUGAAGUACAUGGAAGAGAAAGUCACAACAUUAAAGAACGCAAGAGAAGAGCAAGAAUCAAGGAAGCAUGUGACUUGAUGAGAUUUCUUGUGCCUGGCAUGACCGAUAAGACUGAUAAAGCUACGGUGUUUGAAUUUGGAGCAAGAUACAUUCAUUUUCUAAAGUCGUAUGUCGGCAGCAGCAAUGAUAAGGAUUUUCUCAUCAAAUACAGCCCAUACUACUGAAGACAGGAAUCCUCUUGAUGAACCCAGUGAAAUGUAUGAAGUGGACUUCAACAGUCAUUGCCCUUGUGCAGACAAAAAGUCCUCCUAACUCUUCUUACCAGGCAUUGUGUGUUAGCAGUUUCUAUACUUCUAUCAGUAUAGCAAAUUCUGCACAGAACAGGGAAAGGAGUUCACUAUCAGGCAAUUGUUCAAAAUAACUUCUAAUAAUAUUAUAUUAGCAAACAAAUUUUUACUCUGUAUAGUUAAUUGAAAGAAUGUUUGCCUAAUGCCUACUCUGUUUGAAACCCAAGUGUAUGUCCAUUACAUCCACAUGACAAAUAUACAAGGGACAGUCAAGGAAGGAAAUGUUUUAUUUAACAAUGCACUGAACACAUUUUAUUUACGGUUAUAAGGCGUCGUACAUAUGAUUAAGGACCACACAGAUAUUGAGAGAGGAAACCCGCUGUCGCC